AAGGAAUUUAAAUUUCUUCAUCGCCAUGUCAGCCAUGUCUGCCGGAGAUUCUCUGCCUCUUAGCGGCGGGGAUGGAGAUGGAGAUGCCGAGAGAGAGCUCCGUGCGAAGCGCCAACGCUUCGAUAGAUGCUUCUCCUUCAUGGAGAUUAACAUCGAAUCAGGGAAAUCUCUAAAGGAGUUGGAUACUGAAAAAUUGAAAACAGAGAUUAAGAAAUGGGCUAAAGCUGUAGUCCGUUAUGCUCGUCAAGUUAGUGGUCAUCUUGCAGGCUCUCGUGGCUGAUCAGACUCUCUCUCUCUUCUCUUUCUCCAUUUACGAUGUAACCACGAUUUAAAAUAUCGUUAUUGAAGAUUGAAUGAUCACCAGAAGUUUCAGACAUUUCUGUUAA
This is a messenger RNA of Macadamia integrifolia, 386 nucleotides long. RefSeq lists its product as uncharacterized. Bases 26 to 280 code for a protein of 84 amino acids. NCBI's taxonomy places the organism in Eukaryota, Viridiplantae, Streptophyta, Magnoliopsida, Proteales, Proteaceae. The record is from RefSeq and is a predicted model, not a curated record. The transcript has a single exon.